CUCCGAGGAAGGCAGCGAGUUCGGAGAUCCGGGCCGGGAGCCGAGUGAGGCCGCCGCCCGGCGGGCUGUGGGCGAAUUCAGUUAAACCUUGAAGGAUGAGCAGAAGAGGAGCAGGAGAUUAGAAGGAGAGAAGAGUGUUCCCGAAAGAAGAAAACAUCAUGCACAAAAACUUGCAAGGCUGUGCCAGGUUCAGGGAGCUGCAGGUGCUUCCACCAGCCUGGAAAGUAGAGGCCAAAGAACAUCUUGGAAAAUGUAUACAAGUCAUGAAGACAUUGGGUAUGAUUUUGAAGAUGACCCCAAAGAUAAGAAAACACUUAAACCCCACCCAGACAUUGAUGGUGGCUGGGCCUGGAUGAUGGUCUUGUCUUCUUUCUUUGUGCACAUCCUUAUCAUGGGCUCCCAGAUGGCCCUGGGGGUCCUCAACGUGGAGUGGCUUGAAGAAUUCCAUCAGAGCCGCGGCCUGACGGCGUGGGUUAGCUCCCUCAGCAUGGGCGUCACCUUGAUUGUGGGACCUUUCAUCGGCUUGUUCAUUAACACCUGUGGGUGCCGCCGGACGGCCAUCAUCGGAGGGCUGCUGAACUCGCUGGGCUGGGUGUUGAGUGCCUACGCCGCCAACGUGUAUUAUCUCUUUAUUACCUUUGGACUGGCAGCUGGCUUCGGCAGCGGGAUGGCCUACCUGCCGGCCGUGGUCAUGGUGGGCAGGUACUUCCAGAAGAGGCGCGCGCUCGCCCAGGGUCUCAGCACCACCGGGACCGGCUUCGGCACGUUCCUCAUGACGGUCUUGCUCAAGUACCUGUGCGCGGAGUACGGCUGGCGGAACGCCAUGUUCAUCCAGGGCGCCGUGUCCCUGAACCUGUGCGUGUGCGGCGCGCUCAUGAGGCCCCUCUCGCCUGGGAUGGACUGCGAUGGCCCCGAAGGGAAGGCGCCGCACCACGUCCUGCCGGCUCACUCCACCGAAUCGGUCAGGUCCAGUGGACACCUGGGGGAAGCCGAGGAGAAGCCAGAAGGCCCCAGCACCGAGGACAACUCCCUCGGGGACGCGCCCGCCCAGGCGUGCCAGGAGAAAGCCGCACACACAGACAUGUGCGCCUUCCGUCUUCUGAAGACGGUGAGCCAGCUGACCAUGAGGGUCAGGAAGGGCUUCCGGGACUGGUACUCAGGCUAUUUUGGGACAGCCUCGCUCUUUACUAAUCGGAUGUUUGUCGCCUUUAUUUUCUGGGCUCUGUUUGCCUACAGCAGCUUCGUCAUCCCUUUCAUUCACCUCCCAGAAAUAGUCAACUUGUACAAGUUAUCAGAGCAAAAUGAUGUGUUCCCCCUGACUUCAAUCAUAGCCAUAGUUCACAUCUUUGGAAAAGUGGUCCUGGGCGUCGUGGCCGACCUACCCUGCAUCAGUGUGUGGAAUGUCUUCCUGAUGGCCAACUUCACCCUGGUCCUCAGUAUUUUUAUUCUGCCCUUGAUGCACACCUACGCAGGCCUGGCAGUCAUCUGUGCCCUGAUAGGCUUUUCCAGCGGUUAUUUCUCCCUGAUGCCUGUGGUGACGGAGGACUUGGUGGGGAUUGAGCACCUGGCCAAUGCCUACGGUAUCAUCAUCUGUGCUAACGGCAUCUCCGCGUUGCUGGGACCACCUUUUGCAGGGUGGAUCUUCGACAUCACCCAAAAAUAUGACUUUUCCUUCUAUAUAAGCGGUUUACUCUACAUGGUAGGAAUCCUCUUUUUACUCAUUCAACCGUGUAUUCAAAUUAUAGAACAAUCCAGAAAAAAAUACAUGGAUGGUGCAAAUGUGUAGUGUCCUGUGAUGUUCCGUGUAAGAUUUCCUUGUCAUACUCAUGCAUCCCUCACAUGGUUACUGUGAGGAGCCUGUGACAUAUCGUGGGAAAGCGUGUUGUCUCCGUAAAUGACACUGUUGUUUUAAAUGCCGUUGCCAUGGCUUCAUGUGAAAGCAGCGCUGCCUUUCCGUGUGGGGAGAGCGCUAUGGACCACGUGCACCUUAGCGAGGACAGUGUCUUGCAAAGACAGCCUGUUGAAUCACUGGUAGAAAUGCCCUUCUAAAAACUAUCUCAUCAUCCAUACUCGGACUAGGGUUUUAAACAUAGCUUUUAAAACAGAAUGAUAGCUUCUCAACCUAGUUACUUCUUUGUAAGGUGAAAAUAAGGUGUUUAAGUGCUUCCAGAAAACUUAACAGUUACAGGUUUCCCCUGCUUUUUGAAAGCGCUUUUCACUACUUUGCUUUUACAAAAGACCUGCAUUAGUUUUCGCUCACAGGAAAAACUAGAGGAGGAUUUUUGCGUUUAAAAAAAAAGGGGAACCUUGUUCAGCAUUUGUUUUGCUGCAAACCUUUGCAGAGUCGGUGCCAAGCUCCCUCCCAGGAACCACACAGGCAUCUCAGCAUCAAGUCGCCAGAACUUUGGAUGGUGUCUAUGAACAUCCGUGCUUGAUCACAGUUUAUUUGUGCAUCCAUUAGCAAGAUGUGUCUGGAGGUCAUGGCUUCUUUGCUUUAUGCCAUUUCAAUUAAGGUUUCAUAGAAUGCUCUCUGCUUUCAGACGGUGGAGGAAACCUGUAAAUGAAUUUUAAGCACAAGAAAAUGCUAGACUUCAGAAAUUAUUAAAAGGAGCUAUCGCUCAACCAGUGUAAAACAAAGGCAGACCCUAAUUUCAAAGGCAAUGCAUUUAGUACAAUUAAAGAAACACAGUUUAUAUUUUUAUUAAAGAAUUCUACAGCUAGGGCAUACAAUUUCUAAAUCUUUCUCUAAACAUAGCAUUUGCCAUUAUUCGUAAUGCAGUAGUAUCUAGUUAUAAACUGAAUCUUGAGGCAAAUCUUAAUAAAUAAAUAAUAUAAAUAAUCUCCUUAGUGAAAGUCUUAUUUGUGCAUAUAACCAUUGAGUCAAGGGCUAAAAUUCAAGCACUUUUAUUCAUUUUAUUGGCCUCUUAGUUUAUCCGCAUGCUCUGGGGCCUAUAAAAAUUUUUUUCUGGGUUUCUCUUACUCAGUAAAUAAAGUAGAAAAUGAAUUGCUGAUUGACAUGUAAAGCUGGUUGUUUAAGUCAUUUGUAAAGCAUGUUACUAAUCCCAAAUAUAAGACUAUCACGUUGUGAGGAUAAUAAACAAAAGGCCCUUGGUCCAAACGUCUGGGCACCAGACAUUGGAGUGGUGGUGACAAGCAGCCCUUCUCCAAUGCCUCUUGCUGGGCUAUGGGCAGUUCAUUCGCCUGAGCUCAGCACAGUUUUUAAAAUAGUUCUCUUGAUUGAUUUCAUACCGAAGAUAACUAUGAUUCAUGACAUCGAGUAAUGCUCUUCCUUUGUCGGAGAUCUCUAUUUUUCUAAGCCAAACAUUUUUCAGACUGCAAAAUGUUCUUCCGAGAAUCGUUUUGAAAUUUCUGGCUGCCUUACUUGUUUACACCUAUUUUAGAACUAUUUAAAUUUUCACUCACGAUUUGCUUAUCACACACACACAAAUAUUUUAAUAUCCUUGCCAGUGUCUUGGGUCAAAUUUAUCUAAAGUGAGUACAGACCAUUCUCAAUUAUCCUUGGUGAUUAGACAGGAAUGGUACUAGAAACUGGAGUCACAGAAUGUUACCCCAGUCUAAUUUUAGCCAGCUGUUUCAGUCUUUUACUCCACCAAACCCUUCAGAGCUGUUAACAAGUGAUUACAUGCACACAUUUCCUUUUUGUUUCAUCUCCAUUAUUUCCUGCUCUAAUGUCUAGUGGGAAGGGUUGUGUAAUGAAAGGGACCACCAAAAUAACAAUAAUAAUAAAAGGCAGCUAAUGGAAAGGAGGAACAAAAGCAUGGCUAAUAUACCCACAUUACCUCCAAUGAUUCGAGAAUUGCCUGUAAAUUAUGAUAGAUAAUAAAUUGCAUGUCAUACUCCAUUUGGUCCAACACGACCUGUUUGUUAUUGUGACAGCUUUGGUUGCUAUGAGAAGAUCCUACUCUCUGUUUUUGAUAAAGGUAAUCUUCAAUGCUGACACAGUGUUUUUUCUCUCAAUAUAUAUUUACCAUUAAAUUAGGAUGAUUAGAUUGAAAAUCAUGUUGUGGGUUUUAAAACUGACAACACUGCUUCCUUACUUUCAUUUACUGACACGAUCAAAUUAACAGGUUGUUGUUUAGUCACUCAGUCGUGUCUGAUUCUUUGUGAUCCCAUGGACUGCAGCACGCCAGGCUUCCCGGUC
Messenger RNA from Odocoileus virginianus texanus, 4162 nucleotides. The record is from RefSeq and is a predicted model, not a curated record. Lineage: Eukaryota; Metazoa; Chordata; Mammalia; Artiodactyla; Cervidae.